Molecule: messenger RNA, 5584 nt
Organism: Musca domestica (house fly)
Lineage: Eukaryota; Metazoa; Arthropoda; Insecta; Diptera; Muscidae
Product: nuclear pore membrane glycoprotein 210-like
Exons: 23
Coding region: 63-5561 (1832 amino acids)
Cellular component (GO): nuclear pore
Source: RefSeq, a predicted model, not a curated record
GCGAACGUGCAAAACGUCAAAGUUUAUGUCUGCAUGAGGAGGAAGCAACAAACGCGCGUACCAUGGACAAAUUAGCAAUAUUUAAGUUGUUAUUUUUCUUAUAUUUAUGUGGACAACAAUCUACUGAGGCAACAAAAUUGAACUUUCCUCGAGUUCUGUUGCCCAUCUUUGAUAAAAUCUCUAUAAACUUCACUUUGCAAGUUAGUGAAAAAGGAUGCUAUAAAUGGACUUCCUCUCGGCAGGAUUUAAUUCUAAUUACACCGCUGUAUGAAGAUGCUGAUGACAAUGAGUGUUCCUAUGAAGCAACAGUAACUGUUUUAACACGGGAACGUAGGCGAAACACCGCAAUCGUUCUGGCUGAAAAUGUAGCCACUGGUGAUUCGCUGCGGUGCGACGUUAUUUUGGAUGUUAUCGAUCGUCUUGGUGUUGAGACAACAACGCGUCAAUUAUAUUUAGAGGAAGCACCGGAAACUUUUGUUCUACAUGCGGAAGAUACACAAGGCAAUGUAUUUACUACUCUGGAAGGUGUUGAAUUUAACUGGGUAAUAUCCUCGCUGAAUAAGGACAGUAAGGAUUGGUCGUCGGCUUUAAGAUUUUUAACAUUCACUGAAAGUCCCUACCAUGAAGUUCCUAAAGCAUUGGAGAAAUUUGAAGCACAGGGUCUUAAGGGAUACAUGGUGCUAUUAGAAGGCAUUAAUACCGGAACAGCAAAGGUUACUGUUAAUCUUCCGUAUACAGAGUAUGGCUAUGUUCGACCUAUUGUAGUAUACAUCAAUGUUUUGGCCAAUAUUAUUUUGGAGCCAUCAGAUGUCUAUGUUUUACCAGGCGACACUAUCAAUUUCCGCAUCUUGCAAUUAAAAACUGGCAAAUUGCAAGAGAUUUCUCUAAACAAUCAGUAUUUCUUAGAAAUCGAAGACGUUAACAUCGCCAGCAUGAAGGGCGUUUCAGCCACGGGACUUAAAGCUGGCACCACUAUGGUUGUGUUGCGUGAUCGCAAUGUUCCCAACGAUGGUAGCAUUACGGGCGACAGCGAGGCCAUGAAAAACGCUGUGCCAAGCGCACGUUUAACAGUUGCCCAUCCCAAAAAAUUAGGUUUGAGCUUAUUGCCACAUAACAAUUGGAUAACCGUUGAAGGAGAAAAACACGAAAUUGCAGUGGAUUUAUUCACACACGAUGACCAUAAAAUUACUUUAGGGUCCCGUUACUCAGUAAAUUCUGAAUUGGACGAGUCUCUGUUUUUUAUACAAAAGCGUAGCAAGAAUGGAUCCCGUCUAUAUGGCGAAGCCAUAAGGGAGGGUAUUACACCAGUAUACGGAACUUUCAAAGAUUUGACCGCCCAAGCUGAAUUACAAAUUUACGGUGAAUUAACAUUAUCACCUGCCAAAGUGAUUUUGCCCUUUGAUCCCAAUAUUGUCAAGACCCAAAGAAUUCAAUUCCAAGCCAAGGGUGGUGACGGUUCUUACGUUUGGAUGUCCCAUCAGCCACGUUUCUUGCAUAUAACACAAAAUGGUCUAGCCACUACCGUAAUAAGGGAUUCAAAUGUCAAGGGUGGUCUUGAUACCUACGAUGGGGCUACUGGAACCUUGUUGACUGCACACGCCCACAUUAAAGUGGCCUUGGCAAAAAAUCAGAAAAUUUCACGACAAGCGGAUGUGUACUUUGUGCCACCAGUCAAAUUACAAAUUGUAAAAUAUAACUUUGAAACAGCUCUAAAGGAUUACGUUCAAUUGCAUGUAGCAAUUUAUGCAUAUGUCAAUAACACACUUAUGCCGCUGACAAAAUGUGAAAAUCUUGUCUUUGAUUAUGAGUUUUCCAAUCAAAUAUUCCAAGUUGAUUACAACGCAGCCUCAGCGACAGCUUCAGAAUUGGCUCCUGAGGCUUGUCAGAUUGUGUAUUUGCGCAGCACAGCAAUUGGACUUACCCACCUUAAAUUAUCGUACAAAUUUCGGGAAAAACUUUUAAAAGACGAAGUAACCCUGAGUGUCUUUGAUCCAUUAACUGUCCUUAAUCCGUCAGAGAACCACGUUGUUCUCCCCAUUGGCUCAUCGCGAAAUGUCAUUUACACAAAUGGUCCCCAGAAAAUAUACACACUGGAAGCUGAGUUGACCAAAGGUGUCGAUUACAACCACAACAUUGCUAGGGUCUCUGAAAUUGAAUUUGACACACAGAACAAUAUGUAUGCCUUUACUGUGUUGUGUAGAGAAGUUGGCGAGACAUCUUUGGAAUUCAAUGUUUUCAAUGCAUUGCUUACACCGAAUUUCCAGCCAUAUCACUCCAAAAUAACCACCAACAUUUAUUGUGUGAAACCAAGAUUUCUUAAUUUAUACACACGGGAACAACUGCGAUCAUCGUGUCCAUUAGAAAUGAGAAAUGCUUUGCUACAGCUUAAGGAUCAAGAUGACAAAUUUGAAAUCGAAAUUGAGGUUCAAGAUGCUAAAAAUCGUAAGCUGAUGAAUAUAACUUCAUUAUUUAUUGAUUGGGAGUUUGCAGCUGGGGAGCAACGUUACCAUAGUGGUGCCAUUAUACACCAUCGGCAAGCCGAAGAAGAAUACUUGGAAGGUAUUCGUCUUCCCGGCAAGGAUAUUUUGGUAACCCAGCUGAAUGAAGUGGCACAAAAUUUCCGUAUCAAAGGUGUUGUAACAAAAUAUGAUGAACUGGUAUUGCGAAAACAAAACAUAUAUCCAGAAGAGCCUCCAUUCGGUAUCAAAAAUCCCAAAACUGGAGAAAUUGUAACCCCCCUUAUUGAAAAUGAAAUUCGUUUUAUGACGGUCAAUAGUACAUUCUUCCCUUCGGAUCACAUCAGCAUUUUCUUGGCCAAGGGUCGUCGUGAACGCAUACCAAUGUCUCAAGGUAGUGGUUUCUAUGAUUUUCAACUAUCGGAAUCAGGAAUAGUCAAAGUGGAAUUCGAUAACAAGGAAAAAGAAUUGAUUGUUUCCCCUCUACGAAUUGGCCAUACUCGUCUUGAAUUGAUUGAUCGCUGCUUAAUGAAUGAACCUGCUCAUUUAUCCAUCUCGGUGGUAAGCCUUGGAAGUAUUCGUGUGGAGGUUCCGGAUCGAGUGGAGCGCACAAAGUCUAUAGAAGCAAUUGUUAAAUUGUAUGACUCACAUGAUAACCUGUUAAAUAUUGAUCCAUUUAAUUUACAAAUUUAUGAAUUGACGGAAGAAGUCUUUAAUUCGAAUAUAUUAAGUCUUCAAUUGGGAGAACAAGUCGAUUUGGGAAUUGGAGAAAUUAGAUAUAUUAUAACAGGUAAUAAUUUAGGUGAAACUAAAAUAGUUUUCAGUUCCGGCAGCGGGGAGAUAUUGGUAUCCAGUGAGCCAGUAAAUGUUCAAGUAUUCCCUCCUUUACGUUUGUAUCCACGCAACACUACACUGGUUGUAGGUUCAAGUGUUCAAAUUUACUACCACGGUGGACCACAUCCAGAUGUAAACAUAGUCUACCAUGUGCACGAUCAAAAGGUUAUAAGCAUGGAAUCAGCCAUAGUAACUGCAUUUAAAUUGGGCGAUACUAAAAUUACUGGAAAAUGUGUAAUGACAAAUCCUAUCAAUGGCAAAGAGGUUGUAGUUUCCGAAGAUACUGUGGAUGUACAUGUAGUACCUUUGGUCAAUAUACAAAUUAAAACACCACUGGUUCGUAUUCGUAGUGGUGCAGUUAUGCCAGCUUAUAUAUGGGGUUCUCCCGAUUUAUCGCCCAUGGUAUUGGGUACAUUGUCAAAUAUGCAUAUAACAUGGUCAACUAAUCAACCCGACGUGAUUAACAUUUACAACAUUUUUGCUGAUGCUGGCAUUGAAUAUUCGGACACAGAUCUCAUUUCUGUUCGCGUUAAAGCCUUAAAUCCCGGCAAGGCAAAAAUCCAGGCAACAGUUCAAUUACCGGGUGGACAGAAAAUUUCUACUUUUGUCGAAGUAGUCGUUUUCAAACAACUUGAACUGGAAUCCCCAAAACACAUAACGACGGAUACAAUUCUGCUAGCACCACGUAGCUCCAUUCAAUUGAAAGCGAACUUAGACGAUGUCCUCUAUAGACUGUCCAGCGAUAGCAAUGCAAUAGUGAAAGUGACACCAGAUGGCAUUGUCCGAACACAAGAGACUCUGGGCCGAGAUUUAGUCAUUGCGAAAACAUUUGAUCAAACUUUAGCUAUCGGCAUUGAGGUUAAGAAUGUCCAAUACAUUAUGGCCGCGCUGGUGUAUCCCACAAUCAAACUAAAGAAUACCGAAGAGAGAAUUCCACGUGGCAUGAAUUUCGUGCUGAAAGUUUCGUUGCAUGACAAUUUAGGCAAUGAAUUCUCGCACAAUAUCGAAGAUGUCAACGGCUUGAAAUAUGAUUUAUCUCAUAAGGACAUUGUGGAUGUUCAAAUUGGCAAUAACUUAACUGUUGCGAUAAAUCUGCCACGUGAAACGAGCAACAUGAUUGCCAUAAGUUUAAAGGAUGCUACGGGAGUUAAGCAUGCGGAGGAUUAUAUCAAACUGUCAGUUGGCGAUUCCAAGCAUAUUUAUCCAACUAAGACAAUUUUCUCUGUCGGUGAUAUUAUAUGCUUUGAUUCUCCGCUGCCAUUGUCAUCGAUUUGGAUGAGUUCGGAUGAACAAAUUAUCGCCAUCGACAGUCGAACAGGAGUUGGCAGAGUACUUGGAAAUCGUUAUAAAUUGGGCGAAAAAGUGCUCGUUACCAAUGGCGAUAAGGCAAGCGGCAAUUUUAUAAAAUAUGAUGUUGAAGUUCGUGAUGCCGAUGUGAUACAAUUUGAAAAAUCCUAUGAUAUAUUCAGUGGAUCCCUUUAUCGAGGACAUUUUGUUGUUCGCAAUCACUUGCAAGUGGAUAAAUUUACAAAUUUGGUGGCCAAGAAUAUUUCAAAAUGUUCGACAUUGCUGGAGAAAAUUCCUGUGAAAUUAUUCACUUGCGUUCUUAAAUCCAAACAAACUUUGGGUCAAAAACUAUUGGAACAUUACAAGGUAACACCAAUAUUUGAGGCUGAGACGGGUCGCUAUGCCUGUCAAAUUGAUUUGAAGACAACGUUCAAUGAGAUUCUGUCUAUUGUCAAAACCAAUGACAUUCACUUUGAAAUGGAGGUAUCUCUGCCCAAUGGUCUGACCGAUAAUAUCUCACUUAAGUUUGUUCCCGGCAUUAAAGUUACACCCGAAGCGUUUGCAUCUGAAAAUGAUGCAGCUGAACAGGAUUUAACAAUAACUGGCCUUGAUAAAGUCUUGCAAAAAGUUGAGGUUAAAACUUCGGAUCCCGCAUUUUUGAAAGUGUCCGUUCACACAAAAGCUCAUGGCUCUAUUCAGUAUAAAAUAAAAAUUUUGAAACAACUGCCAUUGGAUGAGCAAAUAUUCGUCCAGGUUGUUUCGCCAUCAACAAUGCAAGAUAUCCAGAUUCCCGUCCUUGGCUCAACAACGCUGCAGAAGUGCUCCAGUAAGCCAUUCAAUACGUCAUCGGCCUUCAUGGUUAAAUUAUUGUCAAAUAUUGGCUUAAUUGUUGUUGCCAUUGUGAUUCUGGCCGCUACUGUUUGGUUGUAUUUAUAUUUGAAUCCUUCAAGUGGCAGCACUCAAAUAAACCCAGACGGUAAGUAGAGUUUAAUUAACAAUUUCCCCAC